Messenger RNA from Gadus morhua (Atlantic cod), 2337 nucleotides. RefSeq names its product ras-related protein Rab-6A. Bases 274 to 900 code for a protein of 208 amino acids. Lineage: Eukaryota; Metazoa; Chordata; Actinopteri; Gadiformes; Gadidae. Gene Ontology annotation, molecular function: GTP binding; GTPase activity. The transcript has 8 exons. The record is from RefSeq and is a predicted model, not a curated record.
GCAACAUUGUCGGUGAGGCAACCACUAUUCCUACACAGCUAGCAGACAUGUCAUCUGUCAUGGUGACUCCGCCGCAGUAGCUCCUCUGUCCCCCGAGCAUUUCCUGGGACUCACAGUCAAAGCAGCACACCAUCCGUCCCUAUUUUGCAGAAACAUAAAACUGUCAAACCCCGCGACCCUGCGGAUCAGAGAGACUUUGAUCCCGGACCACUGGGGAGCUAGCGUUAGCCGCUAGUGAGCUUCACAAAGUCCGACAGCCCACUCGUUCUGAACAUGUCCGCGGCCGGGGACUUUGGGAACCCUCUGAGGAAGUUUAAACUGGUUUUCCUCGGGGAGCAGAGUGUGGGGAAGACAUCCCUGAUCACCAGGUUCAUGUAUGACAGCUUUGAUAACACUUACCAGGCGACCAUCGGAAUAGACUUCCUGUCCAAAACGAUGUACCUUGAAGACAGAACGAUCCGGCUCCAGCUCUGGGACACGGCCGGCCAGGAGCGUUUCAGGAGCCUCAUCCCGAGCUACAUCAGAGACUCUGCUGCCGCCGUGGUGGUGUACGACAUUACAAACGUCAACUCUUUCCAGCAGACCACAAAGUGGAUUGAUGAUGUCAGAACCGAGAGGGGAAGUGAUGUCAUCAUCAUGCUGGUCGGAAACAAGACGGAUCUGGCCGACAAACGACAGAUAACGACAGAGGAGGGCGAGCAAAAAGCGAAAGACAUGAAUGUUCUGUUUAUUGAAACAAGUGCAAAGACAGGCUACAAUGUCAAACAGCUGUUCAGACGCGUGGCAGCCGCUCUGCCCGGGAUGGACGCCACUCAGGACAAGAGCAGAGAAGACAUGAUUGACAUCAAGCUGGAGAAGCCACCCGAUCAGCCAGUCAGCGAGGGAGGCUGCGCGUGCUAAGCCCCGCCCCUGGAUCCUUCCAAACUGCUCCGAUGUCUUCUUAAAGCCUGUCUUUAUCUCUCUCUCUCCUGCUCUUCACCCCUCAACCCCCCCAAGACUGACCCAUGACACUACACCUGGUGUUCCCCGGCGAGAUCACACCUUCAUGUUGUUAAGUGUUAGCCACGCCCACUUUGGAUUGACCAAUGGAUGGUCACCUGGAUGACUUUAUGCAAUGCUUCGGAAAUGAGUGUUUACAAUAUGUGAGCCCCGCCCCCUUUACAUUGGCCGCGUUAGACGGGCUUAGAGGCGGAGAAGGUGCGACGUGUCGUUUGAGUGACACUGAGCUUCCUGUAGGCUCGCUUCACAAGACGAUCAAAACGUUAGGCAUCACAAGUCACUCGAUUUGGUGUGUGCUUAUGUUAAGCUAAAGUAACGAAAUCACAGUACGUAUACACAAAACGCUGUGACCUUGUUUGUGCCGACAACUCAUUACUGCAAACAAUAUUUGUUUCCAUACUUAUUUUGUAGCGUGUAAGACGAGUAAGACGAAAUAGAAGGUGAUGGAGGAUGGCUGUCCGUCCAGUGCUCAGACGUAGGUUAGGGUGGGGGUGAUAUGGUCUCCCUAUGAGACGGCAGCUCCUCUCUGCUACGCCCUGAUGACUCACCCAGUCACACCCCAGCAAUGCUGCAACACACUCACACACUCAAACACACAACUUCCCCCCAAACACAGAGCUAGACAACUCCCCCCCUACACAUACACACACACACAAACACACACAGACAGAACAGAACACACAACAAAGAAGAGGGAAAUAUAAGGUUAUCUCCUCAUAGAUAGGUAAAGUAAAACUGCACCUUGGCUGCCAUUUUCUACAUAUAUUUUCUCUUUUUUUUCAAAACUAUCCCUUUUUUCUAAAGACGAGGGUAAAGUUGUACGACUAGGGUGUAAGGAGGAUGUUUCACAGUAAGAGUCCUAAUGAGAGCCGAGGCCAAGGUAAAGGUAGAGAUCAUGUGUGAGUAGAGUACUCUAGUUCGGUCCUGUUUGCUAUAGAGCUGUAUGAACACAUCAAAAAUCGUUUGUUUUGUUUGGAUUUGUUUUGAAUAUAUUUUUGUUAGUGAUUAUACUACACAUUGUAUUUAAUCCAUAAUGACUUGUAAUAUUUAUUUCUACUGGUUUCCUUUUCUUUUCUUUUUUUUAUGGCUGUUAAUAUUUUUCUCGGUGGAUCCUAAAGGAUUUACUAAAUUCUGUAAUCCCGCUCUAAUCCAGUGGCGGCCGCCGGCCAUGUACCGCCACUGCGUCGCCUCCAUCAAGGCUGGAAAUACACACUGCAAUGUGUAGGAAAUAAUUUCGGUAGCUUCUUUGAUUCAUUUAGUCCUUUAAUGUUUCUGUCUGUAAUGGUUUUAAAUUGAAAUAAAAAACAUAAGCACAUUUGUCAUUGCUGCUGAACUGAA